Lucilia sericata (common green bottle fly) is the source of this 3316-nucleotide messenger RNA. Its product is annotated as choline transporter-like 2. Lineage: Eukaryota; Metazoa; Arthropoda; Insecta; Diptera; Calliphoridae. Gene Ontology annotation, cellular component: membrane. Gene Ontology annotation, molecular function: transmembrane transporter activity. The record is from RefSeq and is a predicted model, not a curated record. The transcript has a single exon. The coding region runs from base 85 to 2553 and encodes 822 amino acids. Gene Ontology annotation, biological process: transmembrane transport.
AGGCAUUAUAGAAAAAAAUACUCAAGUCUUAGUAGAUCCCUUGAGACUCACGGUAACGGUACGCGGAAUAUUUUCUCAUUAAUUAUGGAUAAUGAUAACGUAGAUCCCAGGGUAUUUAUGAGAAAUUGUCACAGUAUGAUUGAUCCUAGGACAUCGGUGAGAUACUCUGUUAAUAACACUCCUGUGACUCCACCAAUAUCCAGAAGUUUUUCGUAUCAUGCGCAAAUAUCUGCAAAAGAUGAAAUACCUAAACCGCUGCAGGAGGAAGAAAUUGCUCCUUUAAAAAGACAACCCAGUGCUAAAUUUCGGCCAAUAAAUCAUAAAAAACAUAGUUGUACAGACGUGCACUGUCUGCUAAUAUUUAUAUGUUUUAUAAUCGGAUGGAUUUAUAUAGCAACAUAUGCCUUGUCCCAAGGAAACUUAAAUAAAUUAUUAAUUCCAACAGAUUCAAAAAAUGCAAAAUGCGGUUUGGAUUCUGGAGUUCGUGACAAGAAAAUGUUAUUUUUCUACAAUUUGGAUAAGUGUCUUGAUCCAUUGACACCCAUUACAGGAUGCAAUACCAAACAAAUAUGUGUAAAAGAGUGCCCCAAAAAAUCUUUUAUAUGGCAAGAAAACACGAUGCAGGAUCUGACUAAUUUAAACAUCUUAAGGGAAAAACUUAUUUGUGAUUCCACAGUGAACAAACAAAAGUUGAAGAGCUUGUUAGAUGUUAAAAAUGCAAUAGAGAAUGAUCUUUGUAGUGGCUGGUACUUAGAAAGUAAACCUAUAUUUAAUCAUUGUGUAUGGGAUCUUUCCGAUGAAUUGUGUGAAAUAUUGCCCAAGAAGUUGACAGGACGAAACCGUAGGUCGGAUUUAGCACCAGCGAAUUUCAUUGAUUUUAAACCUGUCGCAACUAAAUUAGCCGAAUUCGGUAAAAGCAUCAAAUCGGUGUGUAGUAAACAACAUCAUAAUACGACAUCGAACAUGAUCGCUUUCAAAGAAAAAAUUAAAAAAACAAAUUCCAACUUUAACAGAAUUAUAGCUGCAAUUAUCUCAAAAUUCAAUUAUAGCGGUAAAGAAAUUUUAGCUGAGCAUAUAGCAGAUGACUUAAAAAAUUCAUGGAAAGUUAUAGUGUUUGCUUUUUUUAUACAUCUUUUUGCGGUUUUAGUAUUUAUAACACUCUUACGCUGGCUAGCCGCACCCCUGGUGUGGGUUUCGAUAUGUGGUGUUAUUUUUGGUCUGGGUUAUUCAUUCUUUUAUAGUUUUCGUCAAUAUAGACUGUGGAGCACAGAAGCCCAUGUACCAAAACAUGCAACGAAUCUGCAGGCAAAAGUUCAAAACAUAUUGGAAAAUGGCGAUGUUUGGCUAUAUGUAACAAUGAUUCUAGGAGCGAUCCUAACAAUUAUUGUAUUAAUAGUAAUUGUGAUCCGGAAGCGUAUAAAAAUUGCUGUGGCUAUUAUUAAGGAAGCAAGUAGGGCAAUAACGAAUAUAAAAUCAUCAAUAUUUUUCCCAAUAUUUCCUGCAAUCCUUAAUAUUCUUGUGGCCACAAUGUCAAUAAUAAUUUUGCUACAUCUCAGUUCCAUUGGCGAUUACUCUUUUAUAAUGGCGCGUCGCAACAUUACUGAAACUGCUGAACAAUGUAAUUGUACAGGACCUGAAUUGCAGAAACCGUAUAAACUUGGUGAUGCAUGUGAUCCAGCUUUGUUCGAAAAAUACUGUCGCAACGAAAAUGAUGAACUAUGCAUGCAAACUUCCUGUAGUUUCAAUGAGAUUAUAAGAGAUCGAAAAACCAAUUGGUUUAUGUUACUAAAUAUUUUUGGUUUCCUAUGGGUAACGUUUUUUAUAUCGGCUUAUGAAGACAUGGUUUUGGCUUGUACAUUCUCAUUGUGGUAUUGGACUUUCAACAAGAAUAAUAUACCUAAAUUGCCGCUACUAAAGGCUAUGUGGAUAACAACAGUUUAUCAUCUAGGUACCUUAGCUUUUGGAGCCCUAAUUUUGUCCAUUUGUCGCAUGAUAAGGUAUAUGUUGGAACUCAUUGAAAAGAAGGCGAAAGCAUACAAUAAUACAAUAACACGCGCCAUCUUAUGUUGCAUGAAAUUUUUCUUUUGGCUGCUUGAGAAUUUCCUUCGUUUUCUUAACCGAAAUGCUUACAUAACAUGUGCCAUCCAUAGUACCAGUUUCUGUGAAAGUUCUCGAAAAGCUUUUAGUCUAAUUACUCAAAAUCUUUUACGUGUUUAUGCGGUAGACAAGGUAUCGGAUUUUCUUUUUUUCUUGUCAAAACUUUUGGUAACAGGUUGUACGUCAUUUACAACUUUUAUCGCUUUGAAGGCAUAUCCAGAUAUAAUAUUUAUACAUUAUCCUGAGGUUCCAGUUGCACUGGUAGCCAUACUAUCCUAUGUUAUGGCUCAUUUCAUAUUUAGCACAUAUUCAAUGGCCGUAGAUACUUUAUUCUUUUGUUUCUUACAAGACUCAACGGAAAACGAUGGCUCAGCUGAAAAUCCAUUUUUUAUGUCAAAAGAAUUGAAAAAAUUGUUGGGAAAAUCCAAAGUAAAACGAAAAAAAUUGCAAGGUUAAUGUUCUUUAAAGGAGACAAGCAUAGUCCAUUAUAAUAUAUUACAAUACGCCUUACAAAUAACGAUUUAUAAAGAUAUUUUUAAUAUCGUCACCUAAAAUGCAAAAAAACGUAACAACCAAAAAAUUUUAAAUCGACUUUGAUUGAAAAUGGUCCACUACAUCAAAAUACAUGUCGUUGCAAAUUUUUAGAAAUCUGUUUUCAAAAACACACUCUAUUGAAAUUAAUUUCAAAAGGGCGUAACAACAAAUUAGUAAUUUCCACAAGUUAGAAAGUCCUUAAAAGCAACAUAAUAGACAAUAUCUGACGGUACAAUUGAAUUCAAACGUGUUUAUCGAUGUUGGGAUACAAUACUUGUAAGAACAACAAUAGCUUUCAUUUAUUUUAUUUAGUUGUUUGUCUCUUCUGUAAAAUUUUUACGCCCUUUUGCAUUUCUGGUGACGAUAUAUUAAUUAAUACAAGGUUAUUAUAUCCUUUAAUAUAUACAUACAUACAUACGUUAUUUAUAGUAUCAAUUUGGCGAUGAAAAUUAAAAUCAAAUAAUUUUAAAAGGUAUGAAAAGAGAAUAUAGUGAGAAAUUGUAAUAGAUCAUUAAUGAAAUCUAUAUUUUUUUUUUUUCAUCGGCUAAAAAUUGAUACUUCAGAAUAAUUUACAUAUAAAAUAUAAAUUAAAUUGUUAAUAAAUAUUAUAAAUAAUAAUUAAAAUUUUUAAAAAUUAAAUUUAACAAAGUGAAACUGAAAUUCACCCUAAUUCUACUUUAAAAAA